AUGAGCAACAAUAACAAUGAAGCACAACAACCAGUCGAGUCUACAAAUGUAGAAUCUCAACAAAAUGUUGUUCAAUCAGAUUGUCCAGUAGUAAAUGAAAAUAAUGAUAAUAAUAAUAAUAAUAAUAAUAAUAAUAAUAAUAAUAAUAAUAAUAAUAAUAAUAAUAAUAAUAAUAAUAAUAGUAAUAAUAAUAAUAAUAGUAGUAAUAAUGAAAAUAAUGAAAAUAAUGAAAAUAAUAGUUGUGAAAAAUCAGAACAAGAAAAACCAAAAGAACCAGAGGAACCAGUACAAGAAGAAAAAUCUAAGGAACCAUGUGACCAACAGAAAGUUAAAGAAAAUGAACCAGCUGAAGAAAAAGAGACUGAACCAGCUGCUCCAGUAGAGCCAGAAAAUCCACUUUCCAAUGACAGUGCUGCUAGUGAAAAAUUACAAGAACAACAUCAACAACAAAAUCAUGAACCACAACAAACAUCAAAUGGUGAAAGUAACGAAGCCGACGCCAAUGAAUCUGAAAACAAAAAGAGAUCAAUUGAUGAGGCCGGUGAUAUUAAAGAUGGAAAAAAGAGAAAAGUUGAAACUGUUGAAACUUCAGAUCCCGCCCAACAAGUUGAGGCCUAA
This is a messenger RNA of Dictyostelium discoideum AX4, 618 nucleotides long. RefSeq lists its product as hypothetical. Bases 1 to 618 code for a protein of 205 amino acids. The transcript has a single exon. The record is from RefSeq and is a predicted model, not a curated record. NCBI's taxonomy places the organism in Eukaryota, Evosea, Eumycetozoa, Dictyosteliales, Dictyosteliaceae.